Neogale vison (American mink) is the source of this 1741-nucleotide messenger RNA. It is a transcript of the gene UPP2, whose product is annotated as uridine phosphorylase 2. Lineage: Eukaryota; Metazoa; Chordata; Mammalia; Carnivora; Mustelidae. Gene Ontology annotation, biological process: uridine catabolic process. The record is from RefSeq and is a predicted model, not a curated record. The transcript is spliced from 4 exons. Gene Ontology annotation, molecular function: uridine phosphorylase activity. The coding region runs from base 243 to 734 and encodes 163 amino acids. Gene Ontology annotation, cellular component: cytosol.
GGGGAAGUGCUUCUGAGAGCUGGGAUGGAGUAAAAAAGGCCAUUUUGAGGAGGGUAUUUUUGAAUUGAUAAGGGACUUUAGAAUGCUCAGGAAAAAUUUCCACUGGCAAUUUUAGAAGAAAGCAUAGGUUUUAAAGGAGAGUAUCAUUCUAACUUAGAGCUGAACUACUAUGAUUUGAUAUAUAAUUUAAGAGCAAAUCACAAUAUUUUUCUUUCUUGACAUCAACUUAAGAAUGACUAUUCAUGUCUGUAGUAGAAAGUAAGGCUUCAAAUUUACCUGCUUCCAAUAAAUCCACAAGAUCUGAAAGGAACACAUGUUCCUACACAUGUUGGCAUGGCACUGGCAUUCCCUCCAUUUCCAUUAUGCCUACGCUUCACAAACUCAUCAAAUUACUGCACCAUGUCUGGUGCUGUGAUGUUACCGUUAUCAGAAUUGGUACAUCAGGGAGAAUAGUCUGGGGUCAACCAGGUGGAGCACUGGAGUCCUUUUCCAGAGAAGAAAAGUUACAUUGCUUGAAGGCAGCAUAUAAAGCCAGAGUCAGAAAUACUGAAAUGGAAUCAGCAAUGUUUAUUGCUCUGUGUAGAUUUUGUGGUCUAAAAGCUCCUGCGCUCCAUGUGACGCAUCUUGUCGGACUUAAAUGUGACCAGAUCAGCUUACCCCAUGAGCAACAGCCUCAGCCCCUAAUCUCCAACUUCAUCAAACAGCAGCUUGGAUUUCAUGACCAGAUGUCAUAACUGUGUAGCCCAAUCCUUCCCUGCAAGUUUGCAGUUUGAAUUGUAGUGCUGAAGUCAUGUAUUAUUUGUGAUGUUUUUAUGUAGUUCUUAUCCAUGUGCUACAAGCAUUACAGAGUGGUUUUAUAAAACCCCUUUCUCUUGAAAAAUGAAUUUAUUGUAAAGGAAUUUAAUGCUUAAUAUUAAAUUAAAAUUUCAUCUUAGAAUAACUUAGUCUAAUAAUUAAAAAUUUUAAACUCCUGGAUUGUAACAUUUGGAGUUUCAUAUGUAGCAUUAAUUAAGCUCACAUCAAAAUAGAUUAGCCACUUGUAGAUACAGUUUCCAGACACUCUGUUUCUGAAACCAGUCCAGAAAUGUUGGAACAUCGUCAGGCACUUACUAGGUGUUGGACAAGUGACAGAAAUUGAUGAUGCACAUUUAGAAUAGCUACACAAAGAAAGUGCCUGUGUGAUGUAGGUCUAUAUGAGAAAGUCACCCUUCAGGAAAUUUGACCACUCUUCUUUCCACCCCCUGUGUGAUUUCAGUGCAACAUGGACUAGGAUUGGAGGCUUAUAUUUGCCUAUAUUUCUGAUUUUAUCAUGGAGUAUAAUAAGUCUAGGCCAUAUAUUUAUAUUCAGAUGAAAACCCUAGGUAAAAGAAAGAAUAAUCCUGAUUUUUUUCAGAACUCACAAAUGACUAAAUUGCCUUCUAGCAGUUUUCUUGUCUUUUGAGGAAAUGUUUCAAAGAAGCCAUAUUUAAAAAUCUCAUUUCAGUAUUAACCAAAUAGGGUGAGGAAUUAAUAACAACUGAGUUUAGACGAGUUCAGGAUGAGAAAGUCGUGCUUUCAUGUGACUGUGCUUCAUGGGAGCUGCUGCCCCCUGGAGGGGUUUCUGAAGCCCGAGCAGUUGGGAAGUGUGGAUGGGGGAUGGGUGGAGGAUGGCUGACCCACUUGUAUAGUGUGUAACGCUGUGGACAGAUAUUUAUACGGUCAUGACUCAAAUAAAGCUUAACACCAACCAUAAUAAAAAUUA